GAAAUCGUCGAUAUUAAAUUCACAGGCAUCGUAGGUUUUGUAACCGCAGCGAACGUAUCUAUCGCGUCAGUAUUGUUCUACGUACUAGGACUCUGGAUGAUGUACAAGUCACUGCUGCUGCUUCUUGUAAUACUAUCCUUUAUAUGCUUCAUGUCGAUCAGGUGUUUCUCCGCACCUCGAUAUUUGUCGGUGACAUCAGAUCAAAUGACGCAAGCACGGCAAUCGAUGGAAUAUUGCACCGAAAAUACUCGCGCAGAGGAAAUGGAACUACGUGCUCCACGGGCACAGACCAGAUCCGAAUUACACCAACAAUCCGGAUGCGAUUUAUCCUCACAAUCAAGAAGAGAUUUACCCUCACAAUCCACAAGUGAAUUACACCAACCAUCCACAAGCGAAAUACACCCAGAGUCCAUAAGAGAAGUACACCCAGAGCCCACAAGCGAAAUACACCCAGAGCCCGCAAGCGAAAUACACCCACUAGGAAGAAGAAAAUUACAGCUUGUAAAUAUACUCACUAAAUAUACCUGGUCAACCAAGCUGCGAAAAAUACUACAACGAAGCAACAGAAAAGCUUUGUUUAUCAUGCUCGGCUUGAUCAUGGCACAACAACUUAGCGGAAACUUCAUCACUAUGCAGUAUCUGCAUGUGUUGUUUAGCAAAACAACGAUUUGCCUCAAAACACAUGUAGCGACGAUGGUGGUCCUGUUUGCCGACAUUAUAUCUAGCUCUUUACCCCACUUAAAAGUGGAAUCUAUUGGAAGAAGAAAACUUCUGAUUCUGUCUACGCUUGGAUCGUGUUCUACAUUGAUUGUUCUAGCAAUUUAUCUUUUGUUAGAUCAACAUAAGUUUGACGUUUCCUACGUCUCUAUUCUUCCAGUUAUCGACUUAAUUAUAUUUCAAUUAAUGUUUUACAUUGGUUUAGGUACGUUACCCAAUGUUCUCCUACGCGAGUUAUUUCCUACGGAACUAAAAGACUCCGUUCGUGCCAUCAUUAUAAUUUUCGAUGGUAUAAUUGGUUUUACCGUGCCGAAACUGUAUCAAGUGAUUACCGAUAAUGUAGGAUCGUAUGCGAUUUACUUUAUCUUCACUAUAUCAUCCUUCUUGGCAUUUGUGAUGGUGUUUAUAUGGGUACCGGAAACAAAAGGAAAAACAUAUCACGAGAUUAAAGCGCUUCUAGUUGGUGAAAAUUUGAAUUCACCGAAUGAAGAAAUUAGCACCGAUGAAAUGGAUAGUCGUGAAAUAUGACAGGAGAAAAUGCACUGACAAUCCAUAGCACGGUGUCUCCAUACUCGGAAUAUUUUAUUUCUCAUUUUUAUUAGUAUAACGAUAAAGAUCUACAAUUUUAUCACGAUAUGCAAUUUUUGUAGUAACGUAGUUCUAUUCGUUUGUACGUGUAAUUUUAGAAUUGUGUCUAACAAAGUUAGUGGUCAUUUACAAACAUAUGUAUUGCAUAAAUUGACUUGCAUUGAACUCAGAGGAAUACAUGUUCUCGAACUAAACUUUUUAUCCAUUUCAUAACACGAACAAUGUAACAAUACCAAUUAACUCGAAAUAAUUGGACAACAGUUUGCAAAAGUAAGAAAAGUAAUAUAUUAAAAAAGGACAAGGUGACAUAAUACUGAUAAGAACAAUUUUUUAUAUCUCAGCUGUUAUCUAUGCUGUUAUUUGUUGUAUGCAAUAUAUAAUUUGCAGCAUAAACUUAAAUCUAGCUCGAGUCUUUCUAAUCGCAAAAUAAAAAAUAACUUAGAUGAAAUAAAAAGAUAAACCGCGGAUGCUAUUCCCCGUGCACCGCUGUCCAUUCGUAUGUGCGUACUCGAGCAAUAAACGUUCGUUUCGGAACCUACUUCGUACUCGCGACCACGACUGCGAUAUUCGAAAAAUCGGUAGGCAAGGCUCAAGACAAAUGGUAUGCUCCAUUCGUGAUGCCAGCUUCGCCGUCGAUUUUUCAAAUCAAAUUUCCUGAAACAGGCUGGACAAGUGAAAUCGCGCCUACCCGACCAGAGACCGUGCCAACCUGCCUGGCCCUACCUACUUAUAAUUAACAUUCACACCGUAAGGUAAUACUACCUAUCCUACCUAGCCCUAUAUUUAAAAAAUAGCAAAACAGACAACACCAACACGCUCACUCCACGGUUCUCACACAUAACCUGGGCGCAAGAGCCUACACUAGAAAGACGUCCCGGAACGCCUCCGAUACCGGAGUUUGGCAUACAACUUUCACACUCUAAUGUACAUUUUCCUGAAAUCAAUCGACGAUGGCUAGCGAUCAUUGCGUAAAAAUAUUCUGUAUAUUCCAACUUUAAUUAUUCAAGUAUAUUUAAAUUUAAAUUUUAAUUAAAUACACAUAAUUGUAUAUAUAAUCAUGUAUAUCUAUCACCAUCUAAAGAAAUAAUUUGAGUGGAAUAGGUCGUCGUAUUUUAAUCGAUGUAAUUAUCAUUGUAGUUUAAUACUGAGAUUAGUAAUAUUAAUAUUAACAUCCACUAUACUCAUUUACUAACAUUGUUAUUUCCAAUGGUAAUUGAAUUCCAAUUCCACAGCCUAACCACAUACACACUCAGUAGAAAAUACGUCGUGCACGAUACGCUAACGCAACGUCAGUCGCUGAAAAAACUGUUAAGCUUAUAGACUACUCAUCAUGUCCAUUGCCUUCCUCCCACCCAAGACGCGCCUGGGCACGUGAGUGAGUGAGAUCCUGACAAUGAACAUGGAAGGGGUUAAACCUGAAAAUCCUAUGCUAAAAAUAUGAUUAGCCUAUUUAUUAUAUUUUGUAUCUAACAGGCUAAUAUUCUUUGAUUUUGCAAUCUAAUUUCACUUCAAAUUUUAAUAAUUCUAUGCUGUAUUUUACUUUAUUAUUUUAAUGAAAAAUUAAACUAUUAUGCUAGAAUGAAGGAAAUUAAUGAAAAAUGUACAUAUUUAUUAAACAUAAAUUAAGAUUCAAUGCAAAUAAUAUUUAUAUGAAUAAAUAACAAUGGACUCUAAAUGAACUCUAUUACUCGAAAUAUCCUCAAGCGAUAUCUUUAUCAAAACACAUUUUUAAAAACACAAAGAAACGUUUAAAACCCGUUUUGAUUCUGAAAUCAGCCUGUCGCGAAGUGUUUUCUUGCACGUGAAAUUGGUAAUAUCCGUCAUAACGGGCAGACAAAGUUAUACUUUAACAUAUACUUCUCUAUUUCAUAUUUUUAUUGAAAUUAUGUGUAAUACUGUGUAUACUUAAAUAAUAAAACUGUUCCAUACCAUCGUUAAGUAAAAGAUUAAAGUAAAUAUUACUUAUAAUCUUCAUCAGCAUUAUAAUAACUUUAAUCAUAAUUGAAUUUCCAUAUUAACGAAGUCUGAGGGUAUCAGACUUCUUCACUAAAAAAUACUUAAACGAAGUCAUUUUGUCGUUUAUUUCAAUAUUCAUAUAUAUAUAUAU
Messenger RNA from Bombus huntii, 3412 nucleotides. RefSeq names its product facilitated trehalose transporter Tret1-like. Bases 97 to 1245 code for a protein of 382 amino acids. The transcript has a single exon. Gene Ontology annotation, cellular component: membrane. Gene Ontology annotation, molecular function: transmembrane transporter activity. NCBI's taxonomy places the organism in Eukaryota, Metazoa, Arthropoda, Insecta, Hymenoptera, Apidae. Gene Ontology annotation, biological process: transmembrane transport. The record is from RefSeq and is a predicted model, not a curated record.